Rhodamnia argentea is the source of this 1232-nucleotide messenger RNA. Its product is annotated as auxin-responsive protein SAUR65. The transcript has 3 exons. Gene Ontology annotation, biological process: response to auxin. The record is from RefSeq and is a predicted model, not a curated record. Lineage: Eukaryota; Viridiplantae; Streptophyta; Magnoliopsida; Myrtales; Myrtaceae. Bases 437 to 928 code for a protein of 163 amino acids.
CGUUGCCUUCUUUGGCGCACAAAGAACAGAAAAAACCAACAAAUACAAAAAGGACAGAGACAACUCUCUCUCUCUCUCUCUGCGCAGAAAUCUCUGCGACUCCCAAUCCACCGUAUAAAUUCGGUAGCCCGACAUUCAUUCGCCAAUUUCGCUUCGGGAUUUGAUCCGCAUUCAAUCCGUUCUGGGUGUCUGUGCCUCUCUCUCUCUCUCUCUCUGUUCGUCUGCGUUCUUUUCGUUCUUUGGGGGGUGAGAGAGCUCGCUUCUGGGGAAGGAGAUCCAGCUCCCGAGGCUCCGUUAUGGCGUUCCAGCUUCUCCGCUCAUGAUCUCUCCUCGUCCUCCUACCCAGUGGGAGAAGAUGCUGUGAGAUUAGUGAUCUGAAGGUGGACACUGUGAAUUCAUUCCAAUAUUUUUCUUUUGCUGUUGCUUCAGAGUUUCUAUGAUGGAUGAUAACGGUGGUGCCAAGUUGACUGGGAUCAGGCAGAUUGUCAGACUUAAGGAACUCCUCCACAAGUGGCAGUCUGUCACGCUAAGCUCAAAGGCAGACAACCCUGAUCCUGAAGAAGGCCAAGGGAACAUCUCACCUUUGAUUAAUAAGAGGAUUGCCAAUUUGCAGUGUUGUGACUCGGAUGAAGACAGCUGCCCUAGCCCUGAACCACCAGCAGAUGUUCCAAAAGGAUAUUUGGCAGUUUACGUUGGACAGGAGCUUCGGAGGUUCAUCAUUCCUACUAGCUAUCUUAGUCAUCCGCUUUUCAAGGUGUUGCUGGAAAAGGUCGAGGAGGAAUUCGGUUUUGAUCACAGUGGCGGGCUCACAAUCCCAUGCGAAAUUGAGACCUUCAAGUUUCUACUGAAAUACCUGGAGAAUCAUCAAAAUGCAGAACCUGACCCUGAUGAAAGCUCCGCUGAAAAUUCAGAAACUGCUGAAGAGUGACGACAGCGCUGUCGGUAGAUUGCUCAGAUCCUAGGACAGACUGUGGUGCCGAGCAAGGUCUCUCGUAACGCAGACAUCUUGUUUUUCCAUUUUUAACAAAUUUCUCUUCUGGAAAAUAUGAGGAACUGUAGGAACUCUUUAGUUUAGCUUUUUUAAAGUGUGCUGGCGGAGUUCAAUGGUAGAGUUCAUAACAGAUCUUUUGCAUCUGUAUGUUCUCUCUGGUACUUGCAUGAGACCUCUUUUCUAAUGUCAAAUUGACCUCAUUCACAAAGAACGAUGAAAUCAACUGACACCCUGUAUAUGA